Messenger RNA from Lasiodiplodia theobromae, 1647 nucleotides. Its product is annotated as Chaperone protein. Gene Ontology annotation, molecular function: ATP hydrolysis activity; ATP binding; ATP-dependent protein folding chaperone. The record is from RefSeq and is a predicted model, not a curated record. Gene Ontology annotation, biological process: protein folding. The coding region runs from base 1 to 1647 and encodes 548 amino acids. Gene Ontology annotation, cellular component: chaperonin-containing T-complex. The transcript has 9 exons. Lineage: Eukaryota; Fungi; Ascomycota; Dothideomycetes; Botryosphaeriales; Botryosphaeriaceae.
AUGGCUAUGCAGCUUGACAUGUCUAAUGCCCAGGUGAUGAAGGAUGAGUCCGGGCGCCCCUUCAUCAUUGUCAGAGAUCAGGGCAAGAAGCAAAGGACUCACGGUACCGAGGCGGUGAAGCAACAUAUCCUCGCCGCCAGGACCGUUGCCAACCUCGUCAAGACCUCGCUGGGUCCCCGAGGUCUGGACAAGAUUCUGAUUUCUCCUGAUGGAGACAUCACCGUGACCAACGAUGGCGCUACCAUUCUUGGCCAGAUGGAAAUCACCAACCACGUUGCCAAGCUGCUGGUCGAGCUCUCUCAGUCCCAGGAUGACGAGAUUGGAGACGGCACCACCGGUGUCGUCGUUUUGGCUGGCGCCCUGCUCGAGCAGGCCGCCGACUUGAUCGACAAGGGAAUCCACCCCAUCAGGAUAGCCGACGGUUACGAUGCUGCGUGCGAGGUUGCCGUGGCACAGCUGGACAAAAUCAGCGACGAGAUCCCCUUCUCCAAGGAAGACACUGAGAACCUCUUCAAGGUCGCCAAGACCAGUCUGGGCAGCAAGAUUGUCUCCAAGGCUCACGACCACUUUGCCCGCAUGGCUGUCGACGCCGUUCUGUCCGUUGCCGAUCUCGAGCGCAAGGACGUUGACUUCGAACUCAUCAAGGUGGACACCAAGGUCGGCGGCUCUCUCGAGGAUUCCCUGCUCGUCAAGGGUGUUAUCAUCGACAAGGAUUUCUCCCACCCCCAGAUGCCGUCCGAAGUCCGCGACGCAAAGAUUGCCAUCCUCACCUGCGCCUUUGAGCCCCCGAAGCCCAAGACCAAGCACAAGCUGGACAUCACCAACGUCGAGGAAUUCAAGCGCCUCCAGCAGUACGAGUCUGACAAGUUCAACGAGAUGAUCACGCAGAUCAAGGACACUGGCGCCAAUGUCGCCAUUUGCCAGUGGGGUUUCGACGACGAGGCCAACCACCUUCUCCUGACCAACAACCUGCCCGCUGUCAGGUGGGUCGGUGGUCCCGAAAUUGAGCUCAUCGCCAUCGCCACCAACGGUAGGAUAGUGCCCAGGUUCGAGGACCUCAGCGCGGAGAAGCUUGGUACUGCUGGUAUUGUGAGGGAGAUGACUUUCGGCACCACAAGAGACAAAAUGCUGGUGAUCGAGGAGUGCGCCAACACAAGAGCCGUCACCGCUUUCCUGAGAGGAAGCAACAAGAUGAUCAUCGACGAGGCCAAGAGGUCCCUCCACGACGCUCUGUGCGUUGUUCGCAACCUGGUUCGGGACAACCGCGUUGUCUACGGAGGUGGAGCGGCAGAGGUUGCUUGCUCUCUGGCUGUCGAGGACGCAGCUGUCAAGAGCCCCGGUCUCGAACAAUACGCCAUGCGGGCUUUCGCCGAGGCGCUCGAUGCAGUGCCUAUGGCCCUCGCUGAGAACUCGGGCUUGAGCCCUAUUGAGACCCUUGCGUCCAUCAAGUCGAGACAGGUCAAGGAGGAGAACUCGCGCCUGGGUGUUGAUUGCAUGCAAACAGGAACCAACGACAUGCGCGAGCACUUUGUCAUCGACCCGCUCAUCUCCAAGAGGCAGCAGCUCCUGCUUGCGACGCAAUUGUGCCGCAUGGUCCUGAAGGUCAACAAUGUCAUUAUUGCAGGAAGCGACGAGAACGAUUUCUGA